AUGAAACAAAAAGAACUAACACUUAAAUUACAAAUGUUCGAUCUACCUUUGAAGCAAAUAUCAGCUGUGAAUUUGGAUGAAGGAUGCCAAAACAAUCUAGAAACAGGAAUAGAGUUUUUUAUCAGAUUAGAUUGCUUCCAAGCAUUUCAACAAACUCCGUUAUACAUUUAUUUAACAGAUUCGAAAAAGCAUACACACUGCGCAUGUGGAUUUGAUAUAUGCACGACUUUAGUUGAAUCUUAUCAGAAUACUGGAAUGAAAUUUACAUAUCAACUAAAUAUUCCUUUAGAAAACAAAAAUCAAACUCAAGUUGGCUCAAUUAACAUAGAAUAUUCGUUAGUUCACUUUUCUUCCGAUGUAGAAUCAGUUUCUUGCUUGGAUAGAGAACCAGAAAAGGUAGUUGAGCUUCAAAAGCCACCUGAACCAGCGCCAAAGAAGCCAAAACCAAAGAAAAAGCGAGAAUUACCUGUUGUCAAUCCACGUGAAGCAGAUGUUUAUCAAUUAAAUAUUCAUUAUCGAAAAACUCGCGAACAACUCAAGAAAGAGCUAAUUGAUCUUGAAAAGAAGGUACGUACAAUUGAAGAUUCAAAACGUCGCCAUAAAAUACGCAGAGCAACACAAAUUGAAGAUUUAACUGCCACGUCUUCAAGAAUACCAUCAAUGAUCAACGACGAUCCAUUUAAUCAUGUGGAAAUCAUUACAGACAAUCCUCCGUCUCAAAGACAAAGACGAGAAUCUUCAUCAAAUUCCACGUCUUUGUCCAAACCAAUUAAAGCUCAAGCAACAAUUUCUCACAUUGCCUCGAAACCAUCAUCCCGCGAGCAAUCUCAAGAAGCGAUUGAAAAACUUUCAUUAGUUUCUUCUCAAAUGCCAACUUCAAAAGAAUCUUCCAAAGCAUCAUAUGAAUUUGACUCUAGUGAAUCAUCAAGCUUUAGCAAAAUUAUAGAUGAUACACAAAACGUUUCUGAUGUUUCUCGGAAUUCUUCGUCUCAUAAAAUGAAUUCAAAAGAUCAAAUAAUUGAUGCUCAAAACAUUUCUGAUGUUUCAAGGAAUUCUUCGUCUCAUAAAAUGAAUUCAAAAGAUCAAAUAAUUGAUGCUCAAAACAUUUCUGAUGUUUCAAGGAAUUCUUCGUCUCAUAAAAUGAAUUCAAAAGAUCAAAUAAUUGAUACACAAAACAUUUCUGAUGUUUCUCGGAAUUCAUCGUCUCAUAAAAUUAAUUCAAAAGAUCAAAUAGAUGAUACUUUUACAUCUACUUCAUCGAGUCAUAGAAGUAGAACAAGUUCUAAAAAGAGUUUUGAUUCAACAUUGUUAUCUGAUACUAAUACUUCCAGAUCUUCCAACAAAGUUCCUUCUGAACCUAAUACUGUUUCUGCUUUGAAUGAUACAACAUCGACAUUACCUUCAUUCCUUAAAAGCACUCUCAAAAGUUCUAUCCAAGAUGAAAAGAAAGCUGAUGAUUUUAGUUCUUUCGAAAGUAAUUCUUCGUCAAAGCUAAGUUCUUCCAAAAAAUCUCAUAAUAAAAAUUCCAGUAUUAUUUCAUCAAAGAAUUCUAGUGAAAUAUCUGGAAAGAACUCAAAAGUUUCAAGAAAAUCAAACAUUUCAAGUUCUUCGGAUAUUAUUUCUGAAUCAUUCACUUAA
Messenger RNA from Trichomonas vaginalis G3, 1638 nucleotides. RefSeq lists its product as uncharacterized. The record is from RefSeq and is a predicted model, not a curated record. The coding region runs from base 1 to 1638 and encodes 545 amino acids. NCBI's taxonomy places the organism in Eukaryota, Parabasalia, Trichomonadida, Trichomonadidae. The transcript has a single exon.